Molecule: messenger RNA, 921 nt
Organism: Orbilia oligospora ATCC 24927
Lineage: Eukaryota; Fungi; Ascomycota; Orbiliomycetes; Orbiliales; Orbiliaceae
Exons: 1
Coding region: 1-921 (306 amino acids)
Source: RefSeq, a predicted model, not a curated record
AUGGCAUCGGCCGAUAACAUCGAUCACCGCCGCUCUUCGCGCCCGCGAGCCCGGGAUCAUCUGGCAACGUAUCAACUUUUUCGGAUUUUUAAUGAGUAUGCCCCUUUCCACCUUCCAGCUCGAGUCCUGGAAAAUGCACCCACUCUGCCGGAUCCACUCGAUGCUGCUGUGGAUAACGGCUUGACGGUGGUGGAUAAUUUCAUAGAAGCCCGGGCAGAAUCCGUGAAGAAGAACUAUGACAGAUGGGUCUCACGGCCACGGGAGAAUAUUAGAACCGGUGUCGGGGUCUACACCGAAUGGGGGAAAGGAUUGGUCGCCGGAAACCUACGCAAGCUGGAAGAGGGAAUAUUCGUAAUGGGUAAUUAUCUAUUGCCUAGUGAAGACGAGGAAGAGGGAGAGGAAGAGCAUGGACAAGAUCAUGAACAUGCUGUUAUGAACUCCUACUGGACCUCUACGGAGUCUGUUAUUGACACCAGUGAUGAAGAGGAUUACCUGGGGACAUCGAGGAUAGUGUCGAAAGAUGGGAAACUCAGACCUUUGACCCCAACAGCUGGGUACCAUCAUCAUCAUCAUUCCCACCAUUCCAAUAACCCUCAUCAUCAGCGGAACCAUUCACAUCAAUACCACGGCCCCAGUCUCAGCCACGGUCAUAAUACGACCCGCCAGAGAUCUGCGUCAACCCCGAGUCUGCCUCCUUUUCAACCAGACCAACCAAGUAAGGAGGUUGAAAACAUCGGAAGGUUAUUGGUUACAUUUGCACAUCGCACUUAUGUGCGGAAUGCGCAUAAAACUCCUGGACAGAUGCUUUAUGAUGCAUUGGAUUUAGCACGGACUGAAGCAAAAAGGGUGGUUAAGGGGUUUGAUGAAAAAUAUAGCAUUGAGAUUGGAUAUUUGCACAAAAUGAUGGAAGUGGGACGGUGA